CCUUGUUGCUCUGUGGAGAGCAGGGGGUCACAAUCAGAACAAUUUUAUGAUGUUCAGUUCUUCUCCACAAUGAAUGAGUGUUACUAUGAUAAGCAGAUGGACUUUUUUUAUAAUAGGAGCAACACUGACACUGCCAAUGAGUGGACAGGAACGAAGCUUGUAAUUGUUUUGUGUGUUGGAACAUUUUUCUGCCUGUUUAUCUUUUUUUCUAAUUCUCUGGUCAUCGCAGCAGUAAUCAAAAACAGAAAGUUUCAUUUCCCCUUCUACUACCUGUUGGCUAACCUAGCUGCUGCAGAUUUCUUUGCUGGAAUUGCCUAUGUAUACCUGAUGUUUAACACUGGCCCAGUUUCAAAAACUCUGACUGUCAACCGCUGGUUUCUCCGCCAGGGGCUUCUGGACACUAGCUUAACAGCCUCCCUGACCAAUUUGUUUGUUAUUGCCGUGGAGAGGCACAUGUCAAUCAUGAGGAUGCGAGUCCACAGCAACCUGACCAAAAAGAGAGUGACGCUGCUCAUCUUGCUCAUCUGGGCCAUUGCCAUCUUUAUGGGGGCUGUCCCCACACUGGGCUGGAAUUGCCUCUGUGACAUCUCUGCCUGCUCUUCCCUGGCCCCCAUUUAUAGCAGGAGUUACCUCAUUUUCUGGACUGUGUCCAACCUCAUGGCCUUCUUCAUUAUGGUCGUGGUGUACCUGCGGAUCUACAUGUACGUAAAGAGGAAAACCAACGUCUUAUCUCCGCACACAAGUGGAUCCAUCAGCCACCGGAGGACACCCAUGAAGCUAAUGAAGACGGUGAUGACUGUCUUAGGGGCCUUUGUCGUGUGCUGGACACCAGGUCUGGUGGUUCUGCUGCUCGACGGCCUGAACUGCACGUGGUGCAACGUGCAGCAUGUGAAAAGGUGGUUCCUGCUGCUGGCGCUGCUUAACUCCGUCAUGAACCCCAUCAUCUACUCCUACAAGGAUGAGGACAUGUACAGCACCAUGAAGAGGAUGCUUUGCUGCUUCUCGCAGGAGAAGAACCCAGAGAGGCGGCCCUCCCACAUCCCCUCCAUGGUCCUCAGCCAGAGCGACACGGGGGGCAGCCAGUAUAUGGAGGAUAACAGCAACCGAGACCAGGUCUGCAACAAGAGCAGCUCCUAG
Messenger RNA from Mesoplodon densirostris (Blainville's beaked whale), 1137 nucleotides. RefSeq names its product lysophosphatidic acid receptor 3 (gene LPAR3). Gene Ontology annotation, molecular function: lysophosphatidic acid receptor activity. The record is from RefSeq and is a predicted model, not a curated record. Gene Ontology annotation, cellular component: membrane. The transcript is spliced from 3 exons. The coding region runs from base 70 to 1137 and encodes 355 amino acids. Gene Ontology annotation, biological process: G protein-coupled receptor signaling pathway. NCBI's taxonomy places the organism in Eukaryota, Metazoa, Chordata, Mammalia, Artiodactyla, Ziphiidae.